AUGCACCGGAGACACACCACGGUGCGGGAGAAGGGGCGUCGCCAAGCCGUGCGAGGCCCCGCCUACAUGUUUAACGAGCGCGGCUCGGCACUGACGCCUGAGGAAGAGGGUUUCCUUGACGCCGCUGAGUACGGCAAUAUCCCAGUGGUCCGCAAGAUGCUGGAGGAGUCCAAGACCCUCAACUUCAACUGUGUGGACUACAUGGGCCAGAAUGCAUUGCAGCUGGCGGUGGGAAACGAGCACCUGGAAGUGACUGAGUUGCUGCUAAAGAAGGAGGGGCUAGCCAGAGUGGGUGACGGGCUCCUAUUGGCUAUCUCAAAAGGGUAUGUGCGUAUCGUGGAAGCCAUAUUGGGGAACCCGGCGUUUAGCCAAGGGCUGCGGCUCACCCUGAGUCCCCUUGAACAGGAGCUACGGGAUGACGAUUUUUACGCUUACGACGAAGACGGGACUCGCUUUUCCCUCGACGUCACCCCUGUAAUCCUAGCAGCACAUUGUCAGGAGUUUGAGAUUGUACAUAUCCUGCUCACCAAGGGGGCUCGCAUCGAGAGGCCUCAUGACUACUUCUGUAAGUGCAAUGAGUGUGCAGAGAAGCAGAGGAGAGACUCGUUCAGCCAUUCGCGCUCCAGGAUGAACGCUUAUAAAGGGCUGGCCAGUGCUGCCUACCUGUCCCUGUCUAGUGAAGACCCUGUAUUCACCGCCCUGGAGCUCAGCAACGAACUGGCCAGACUGGCUAACAUAGAGACUGAGUUUAAGGUGAGAGAUGAUGGAACACAUAACGAGAGAGAGAGAGAUAUGAGAGAGAUGAGAGAGAUGCGAGAGAGAGAGAAGAGAGACAGAUAGACAGAGAGACAGAGAGAGAGAGAGAGCGAGAUAUGAGUUAGAGUUGUGGUGGGUGGGGUUGUUGUGGAUUUUGAUUUGUGGUGUGAUGAGUGAGAGUGAUGGCGAGAUAAUGACUUUGUAUCGUUAUAGAUGGAUGUUUGACUCUUCGGAUUCUUUCUAUUAUAGGAUGAGAAGAGAUAGGUAACUGAAGAAAGGUAGCCAGGUUCUCAUACCAGAUAGUCAGCAGCUGCUGCUGGCAGUUAGGAUGGGCCACAAACUACUGAGAGUGAGUGAGUGAGUGUUCAUGUAUUGCCAGUGAGGAUUUGUUGCUCCAUCAUCUGCUGUAAUGAUUGAAUUUAUCUGCUAGGAGUCUUAGCAGCUUUGGCUCAGGACUGAGGCUGGUUUGCUUUUCUCUCUGACUACUUCUACACACACACACAUACAUACACAGUCUAACAAUCAUAAGUUAUACUACAUGCACUCACACACACACGUGUGCACAAACAUACACACGUUAACGUGUUAACAGCACACAAUUUGGUCUUGAAAAUAGAUGUUGCAGUGUGGGAUAUACAGCCAGGGUGCGUCGGUUGGCAUUUGUCGUGACUGGAGCUGUCUGUCUGUCUGUCUGUCUGUCUGUCUGUCUGUCUGUCUGUCUGUCUGUCUGUCUGUCUGCUUCCCAGAAGUGUAAAUGAGAAAUAGUCACCUGGGGGGGGCUUAGUUCUAUUACCCUCCAUCUCUCUCAUUACACAUUCAUUAUCACCUUCUCCCUCUCGCCCUCUAUCAUUCUCUCCCUCUCAAUUCAAAGGGCUUUAUUGGCAUAGGAAACAUAUGUUUACAUUACCAAAGCAAGUGAAAUAGAUAAGUAACAAAAGGGAAAUAAAUAAUAAAAAAUGAACAGUAAACAUUACACUCACAAUAGUGCCAAAGGAAUAGAGACAUUUCAAAUGUCAUAUUAUGUCUGUAUAUGGUGUUGUAACGAUGUACAAAUAGUUAAAGUACAAAAGGGAAAAUAAAUAAACAUAAAUAUGGGUUGUAUUUACAAUGGUGAUUGUUCUUCACUGGUUUCCCUUUUCUUGUGGCAACAGGUCACAAAUCUUGCUGCUGUGAUGGCACACUGUGGUUUUUCACCCAGUAGAUAAGGGAGUUUAUCAAAAUUGGGUUUGUUUUCGAAUUCUUUGUGGGUCUUUCCUCCCUCUCUCGCCCUCUCUCUCUCUCCCUCUGGCUUCCCUCUAACUCUAACUUUGCAUCUCUCUAACGCUCUCUACCCUCUAUCUCUCUGAAAGGAAGGACAUGACUAAUCUAACAGGUGAAGUCCCUGUGGGCUUUAUCAUUGUUGUUGUUGCCACCAGUGAUGUCAUUGCCCUCUGCAAUGUUUGUGUGGUUAUGUGCAGUAUCUGCCCUGUUGCCCCGGGUGAUGUUGACACAGUGUCAUGUAUUGUCCAAGUGGGUUAAAGUGAUAGCAACAGCACACAGUGUUAGAGAUGUUAGCAGACAAUGUGUCUAUGGUAGAGGUAAGACUAGGGUCAUAAUGUGUGUUCAUUUUGAUGCUGUGAAUCUGAUCUUAGAUCAUUUGUAAAAAGUCCCACAUUCAUCUUACAUGAGUUUGGCACUGUCUGUCCCCAGACCAAUCACUCUCCUAUUAUGCCCCUGGAAAGGACAGGAAACACACAGGAAAUGAAUCAGAACCACCUUUAUCCGCAAAGUACAUUUACACAUACUCAGACUUGUACUUGGAAACACACAGGAAAUGAAUCAGAACCACCUUUAUCCGCAAAGUACAUUUACACAUACUCAGACUUGUACUUGGUGAUAUGGUGCUGCUAGUGUACAUUUACAUUUCAGUCAUUUAGCAGACGCUCUUAUCCAGAGCGACUUACAGUUAGUGAAUGCAUACAUUUUUUAGUUUUUUUUCAUACUGCCCCCCCCCCGUGGGAAACGAACCCACAUCCCUGCCGGCCAAACCCUCCCCUACCUUGGACGACGCUGGACCAAUUGUGCGCCGCCCAUGGGUCUCCCGGUUGCAGCCGGCUGCUACAGAGCCUGGACUCGAACCAGGAUCUCUAGUGGCCUUAGACCACUGCGCCACUCGGGAUAGACAACAUACUCAGACUUGUACUUGGUGAUAUGGUGCUGCUAGUGAUAGACACCAUUUAGAGACACAAUACAGAAAGAGGAGUAUACACAAAGUUUACAUACAUUAUAUACAAAUAGGUAGAGUGAGCAUAGAGCUAUAAGAGAAUGAGCAGAUAUACAAAUACACAGUGGAUUAUACAGUUGAUAUACAGUGGAUUAUACAGUUGUUAUGAUGAGUUUCUCUGGUAUCGAGAAGUUCAGGAUGCAAGAGAGUAGUUGAACACUUAGAAGGACAGUUGAUUCAUAGUUAUUUAAUGGUUACAGUACUGGAUUCACAUGACAAGCGGUACAGGCGUAGCCUCUUGUCAUCCAAAUGACUUUACAUAGAAAACCUCUCAGUUUAUAUAAUGCUUUUGGAGCUAAUUCCAUCCAACAGUUGCCAACCAUUAUUGAGUGCCACUCAUCUCCUACAAUAGGAUAACCCCUACAUGGUAUCGUGUGGCACCCUAGCCAGGCCAUUCCAUCACGUACUCCUUCUAAGAUCCAAUUUGUAAGUCGCUCUGGAUAAGAGCGUCUGCUAAAUGACUUAAAUGUAAAUGUAAGAUUAGCACCAGUGGCCCCCAAUCUAUCUUGGCACGCAGACCUUCUGUCACCCACCAGUGACAUAACUAACACAUGGCCUGUCCUUAUCCUCUCUAUAUGAGAUCAACGACAUUAACCAAUACUGUAUAAAAAUACGUUAUAUCAACAGUUGAUAUACAGUGGAUUAUACAGUUGAUAUACAGUGGAUGUACAGAUGUACACUAUCAGUACCAACAUAUCUAAACGCAGAGAGAUGGACAGAGUGCAAUGCAGUAUAGUGCAAUUAUUCAGAGUACAGUUCAGAGAUGUCUUGAUGCGGUGUGCAGAACAGAGUUCAUAGAUACAGUCCUUCAGAAAGUAUUCACACACCUUGACUUUUUCCACAUUUUGUUGUGUUACAGCUUGAAUUGAAAAUGGAUUACAUGUAGAUGUUUUGUCACUGGCCUACACACAAUAACCCAUAAUGUCAAAGUGGAAUUAAUUCAGAAUAAGUAUUCAACCCCUUUGUUAUGGCAAGACAAAAUAAGUUCAGUAUUAAAUAUGUGCUUAACAAGUCACAUAAUAAGUUGCAUGGACUCUCUCUGUGUACAGUAAUAAUGUUUAAUAGUAUUUUUGAAUGACUACCUCAUCUCUCUACUCCACACAUACAAUGAUCUGUAAGUUCCCUCAGUCAAGCAGUGAAUUUCAAACACAGAUUCAACCACAAAGACCAGGGAGGUUUUCCAAUGCCUCGCAAGGAAGGGCACCUAUUGGUAGAUGGGUAGACAUAAAAAAAGCCAUUGAACAUUCUUUUGAGCAUGGUGAAGUUAUUAAUUACACUUUGGAUGGUGUAUCAAUACACCCAGUCACUACAAAGAUACAGGCGUCCUUCCUUUGCCUGAGAGGAAGGAAACCGCUCAGGGAUUUCACCAUGAGGCCCAUGGUGACUUUAAAACAGUUACAGAGUUUAAUUAAUGUGAUAGGAGAACACUGAGGAUGGAUCAACAACAUUGUAGUUACUCUACAAUACUAACCUAAUUGACAGAGUGAAAAGAAGAAAGCCUGUCCAAAAUAUGCAUUUCAGUCUCUGUCAACAUUUAGCUCUACAAACCACUUUGACUUGUCCUGGAGACAUGGGUUGGCAGAUUUGGUAUGUUCUCGUGCAAAUGAAAGACACUGACGGAUUCUUGGUUGUGUGCACUUACAGUUGAAGUCGGAAGUUUACAUACACCUUAGCCAAAUACAUUUAAACUCAGUUUUUCACAAUUCCUGACAUUUAAUCCUAGUUAAAAUUCCCUGUUUUAGGUCAGUUAGGAUCACCACUUUAUUUUAAGAAUGUGAAAUGUCAGAAUAAUAGUAGAGAGAAUGAUUUAUUGCAGCUUUUAUUUCCUUCAUCACAUUCCCAGUGGGUCAGAAGUUUACAUACACUCAAUUAAUAUUUGGUAACAUUGCCUUUAAAUUGUUUAACUUGGGUCAAACGUUUCGGGUAGCCUUCCACAAGCUUCCCACAAUAAGUUGGGUGAAUUUUGGCCCAUUCCUCCUGACAGAGCUGGUGUAACUGAGUCAGGUUUGUAGGCCUCCUUGCUCGCACACGCUUUUUCAGUUUCUGCCCACAAAUUUUCUAUAGGAUUGAGGUCGGGGCUUUGUGAUGGCCACUCCAAUACCUUGACUUUGUUGUCCUUAAGCCAUUUUGCCACAACUUUGGAAGUAUGCUUGGGUUCAUUGUACAUUUGGAAGACCCAUUUGUGACCAAGCUUUAACUUCCUGACUGAUGUCUUGAGAUGUUGCUUCAAUAUAUCCACAUAAUUUUCCUUCCUCAUGAUACCAUCUAUUUUGUGAAGUGCACCAGUCCCUCCUGCAUCAAAGCACCCCCACAGCAUGAUGCUGCCACCCCCGUGCUUCACGGUUGGGAUGGUGUUCUUCGGCUUGCAAGCAACCCCCUUUUUCCUCCAAACAUAACGAUGGUCAUUAUGGCCAAACAGUUCUAUUUUUGUUUCAUCAGACCAGAGGACAUUUCUCCAAAAAGUACAAUCUUUGUUCCUAUGUGUAGUUGCAAACCGUAGUCUGGCUUUUUUAUGGCGGUUUUGGAGCAGUGGCUUCUUCCUUGCUGAGCGGGCUUUCAGGUUAUGUCGAUAUAGGACUCGUUUUACUGUGGAUAUAGAUACUUUUGUACCUGUUUCCUCCAGCAUCUUCACAAGGUCCUUUGCUGUUGUUCUGGGAUUGAUUUGCACUUUUCGCACCAAAGUACGUUAAUCUCUAGGAGACAGAACGCAUCUCCUUCCUGAGUGGUAUGACGGCUGCGUGGUCCCAUGGUGUUUAUACUGGGGUACUAUUGUUUGUACAGCUGAACGUGGUACCUUCAGGCAUUUGGAAAUUGCUCCCAAGGAUGAACCAGACUUGUGGAGGUCUACAAUAUUGGCUGAUUUCUUUUGAUUUUACCAUGAUGUCAAGCAAAGAAGCACUGAGUUUGAAGGUAGGCCUUGAAAUACGUCCACAGGUACACCUGACUCAAAUUAUGUCAAUUAGCCUAUCAGAAUAUUCUACAGCCAUGACAUCAUUUUCUGGAAUUUUCCAAGAUGUUUAAAGGCACAGUCAACUUAGUGUAUGUAAACUUCUGACCCACUGGAAUUGUGAUACAGUGAAUUGUAAGUGAAAUAAUCUGUCUGUAAACGAUUGUUGGAAAAAUGACUUGUGCCAUGCACAAAGUAGAUGUCCUAACCGACUUGCCAAAGCUAUAGUUUGUUAACCAGAAAUGUGUGGAGUGAUUGAAAAACAAGUUUUACUGACUCCAACCUAAGUGUAUGUAAACUUCCGACUUCAAUUGUACGUGCAUGUCCACACGCGUGGGUGUGCGUGCAUGUGUCAAGCAUGAAUUUGUGUGUGUGGUUGUUUGUUUAUGAGUGUUUAUGUGUGUGUUAGCAUAUCUGAGGGGCCUUAGGCACUGUCCUGCAGAGCUUUGUGGGGUUCAAGGGAGCACAUACGGAGGGGGGAGUAUGGAAGGAUGGAAGAAGGAGGGAGGGGUGAAUGGAUGAACGAGGAAGAUAAAUAUGAGAAUGAGAAAGGAAGAGAUACAGGAAGAGAAAUUAAGGUUUUAGGGAGAGGGAGUGUUUGGAAAAUGAAUAAAAAGAUGUGACAGAGAGAGGGCAAAAUAUGAAGGUAUGAGAGAGAAGGAGAGGGGAGUGUGGUGUCAGAGCUGAAAGCUAUGAAGUUGUCUCCAGAGCUGCACCUGAGCUUCCAAUGGCUAAUCAAAUCAUUAUACAAACACUAGUUCUACAGGAACAUUCUACCUCUCAUCUCUCUCUUCUCUCCCUCCACAGGAACAUUAUACCUCUCAUCUCUCUCUUCUCCUUAUCUUAUGUUCCUUUUAAGGGGGGCUGAACUUCCUGAUUUAGCCUCGGUUUCAAUUCUCCUCAUUAGGAAAUGCGACUGAGAGCAAGAUUUGAGUCUUGGGGCCGUGCUUUGAUGUGGGUGUCUCUUGUGUGUGUGUGUUCUAACUUGGGAAGCGUUUGUACUUUCACUAUGCCAAAACGGAACACAAUUAGUCACUCCCUCUUCUAGAAACAGUCUAACCAGGUCUUGUUUCUGGAAGUAGCCUAGGCUAGCUAGGAAGCUAGUCAACUUCUUUCGCCAAUUAGUUUCAGCCACCCGGUGUGCGACCGUGGCAAAGUUGGUUUGACUUUGGAUAGCCUAUCAAUGGGGCUAGUUAGGUAUCGUCAAUAAAUUGCACAGUGUACAUGGAGCAAUAUUUUCAUGUUGCACAUCUUUUAGUUGUCUCAUUUAAUGCUUUCAAUAAUUGGACAUUAAUUUUUACAAUUUAUAGUUGGUUAGAGGUUUUUAAGUCAUUGAAAUUUGGAGCUAUUUAAAAAUAUUGUCCCAUGUACAUUGUGUCAUUUACUGAUGGUCCCUAACUAUCCCCAUAGGGAUAUCAGAUGUCAAACCAAAUUGACCAUAGGCAUUACAAUCUCUCUUUCAUUCUCUCUCCCCUUUUCUCUCCUCUCUUUCCAUCCUUGCUAUCUCCAUGUGUCCCUUUCUCCACUUCUAUCUCCAUCCUCCCACCAUUCACCCUCUCCCCUCCCUUCCUCUCUCUCCAUAGAAUGACUACAGGAAGUUGUCCAUGCAGUGUAAGGACUUUGUCGUGGGGGUGUUGGACCAGUGCAGAGACACAGAGGAGGUGGAAGCCAUCUUGAACGGAGACGUGGACAAUGCCCCGCCCAGCGACAACAACCGGCCCUGCCUCGAACGCGUCAAACUGGCCAUCAAAUACGACGUCAAGAAGGUGAGACAGCCCAACCAGGACCGCAACAUGACCGCAUUGCUUGACACUGCUGUAAAUGACCAACGUUAGUUUUGGUUUAGUUUACAUGGCAGUAUUUAUCUGAUAGCAUUGAUUGUACAUGUAGCAUUUGACCGCAUUUGUGUGUUUGACCUUAUUGUUAACUGGUAUAAUCUGAGUCGAAAAUGUUUAUUUAGGUUCAAUCUAGAUAAUUCAGGGAAAGCAUUCGAUCAGUGAUGUAGUGUUGCAGCAGUGAUGCAGUACACACAUUUAUGUGUGUGUGUGCGUGUCUGUGUGCAUGCAUGUGUGUGUUUGUGUGCAUGCGUGUGAGAGUGUGUGCGUGUGUGUGUGUGUGUGUGUGUGUGUGUGUGUGUGCAUGCAUGCAUGUGUGCAAGUGUGUGUCCCGAGGCCUGGUAGCGUUUGUAAAUAUCAGACCUAUCGAGUCUCUGUCUCAGAGUGCUAAUCCCUCUCAUACCAGAGGUGUUUCAGCUAAAUGUCAAACCACGUCACCUCUCCCUACAUCACCUGGGACUCACAGAGACUGACACACACACAAACACACACACACAGUCAUACACACACAUUUCAACAAUAAAGGUAUACAAGUUUAUCUGACCUUAUAGUCGAGCAUCCUAUAUGGAAACAUUGUGAGACAUUAGUACCACCAUAUCAUCUAAGCCAUAAUAAUGUAGACUCCAGCCUGUCUGUAAGCAUCCAGGGACACAGUAAAGUGUAGUGCAUGGACUGUUUUCCCAAAGCAGGGGUGCGUGACCACAGCAGUGUGUUAAUCAACCUGCCAGACUAGGGGGAGGAUGGGUUGCCAUGACAACCAGGUGGCCCCAGAUACUAGUGCGUAAACUGAGGGGGACACACAUACACACACACACACACACGCACACGUACACACACACACACACUUCGAGGGUGUCUCAGGGAGAGUUCAGAUAUACAAAAAAAUACAUUUCCAAUUCACAAAUAUUAUUUAAUUAUACACACUUGUGCAUGUGUUAAAUAGGACAAAUAUUAGCACCCUCUAAAUGAUGAAUUAUUAUUAGUCAUUACAGAUGGAGAAUAGCUGACAGGAAGAACAGGUCCAUUUAAAGAGCAGACUUUUCCUGUUUAGCUCUUCAAGAAAAUUAUUUUAAAAGCAAGCAAAUGUUUGUGAUUUGUAUCCAACUUGAAUGCACUGCAGGGAACUGACAGAGUGAAUCUUUAUUCUUGGCUUGUUUUAUUGCUGUAGCUAUCUGACUGUAGUUUUAAUUAUUUUAUACAGUUCAUGGCUCACACUUACUGUCAGGAGGAGCAAGAACUGGCCCACACUUCCUGUCAGCAGGAGUAAGAACUGACCCACACUUCCUGUCAGCAGGCGCAAGAAAUGUGUGCUUUGUUGAUAUACAGUAACCGUCUUUAUGUAAGUGUGGGCCAGUGUGUUUUCAUCUCUCUCUCUCUCUCUCUCUCUCUCUCUCUCUCUCUCUCUCUCUCUCUCUCUCUCUCUCUCUCUCUCUCUCUUCUCUCUCUCUCUCUCUUUACCUAUUCUUCUCUCUCUCUAUCUCCUCACUUCUGUAGUUUGUGGCCCAUACCUAAAUGCCCCUAACUGCAGCAGCAGCUGCUGACUAUCUGGUAUGAGAACCUGUCAGGUCUGAAGCAACAGUCCAUCGGGGUCAAGUGUUGGACCGUUCUGGGGGUCAGCUUGGGACUGCCCUUCCUGGCUCUCGCCUACUGGAUCAUGCCCUGCAGCAAGGUAAUGGACGCAGGCAGACGCCCCUACAGUAUACACACACACAUGCUUGCGCAAACAGGGGGGGGGGGGGGGGGGGGGGGGGGGGGGGGGUGUCAAAGUAUGUGUGUGUGCUUGCGUGUGUGUGUGUGUUUGAGACCUGGAGUGUGGGAGCAGCAAUAUCCUUGUGGGGGUUCUAGGGGCUGUUGUCAGUAAGAGGAUUACUAACCAAUCAGAAGACAGACAGUUAGAGAGUCUAAUCCUCCUAUAGCAGGAGGAAGAUACUGUAAGUAUCACACUAACCUUUACCUCCACUGGCAGGUCCCUCCCAGCAUCCUCUCUGACACUGGCACAGCCUCUGACAGAAAGAGAAAGGAAAGGAAAUAGAAAGAAAAGAGAGCAAGCCAAGAGGAUGAGAGAAGGGGAAUUAACUGUGGAGAGAGAGGAAUGGUGACAGGAGCGUGAAGAAGGAUGGAUAAGAGGGAACGAGAGAGAGAAGGAGAGGAAAUGGACAGAGACUCAGGGAAAAGGAGGGAGAGAUGUACAGGGAGACUGAGGGUGUCCGACAGAAAGACAGACAGAGAGACGGAUGGAGGGAGUGGAUUGAGGGGGUGAUCAGAGAUGGUCUCUGCUGAUGAUGUCUGUAAUCAUUAUGUUUAAUAGGAGCAUAUCAGGGACCAGUCACCCCUACCAGUGGCCAGUCACCCCUAUCAGGGGCCAGUCACCCCUUAACACUGAGAAAUACAGCUGGAUCUCUCCCCACCUCAAUCUGCUGAGAAUAACAGUGGAUGAGUCCCAAAUGGCACCCUAUUCCCUAUAUAGUGCAUUAUGUUUGACAAGAGACAUGUGGCACCUGGUCAAAAGUAGUCCAUUUCAUUAUGAGAAUAUGGUGCAAUUUGGGAUGUUCCUGUCCGGAGAAAACAGAUGGGAAAGACACACACAUGAUUGAUUAGGUUUAGAUGGCAGUGUGUGUGGCGGCAGGUAACCUAGCAGUUAGAGCAUUGGGCCAGUUACCAAAAGGUCGCUGGUUCGAAUCCCCAACCCAACAAGGUGCUCUUGAGCAAGGCAGUUAACCCUAAUUGCUUCUGUAAGUCGCUCUGGAUAAGAGCGUCUGCUAAAUGAUUGAAGAAAAAUGUGGUGAACAACACCCUUGACGUAUGUGGGACACACACACAGCACGAUGGCUGUCUGUUAAAUGAACAAGCUGGCCAAUACAUUUGUGGUUGUACUUAUGUGCAUGGUAACAUUCACAAAUAUAUGUGCCUGUGUUUUGAGUGCAUAUUUAUGAAUGUACAGUGCAUUCGGAAAGUAUUCAGACCCCUUCCCUUUUUCCACAUUUUGUUACGUUUUAUUCUAAAAUUGAUUAAAUUUUAAAAAAUCCCUCCUCAAUCUACACACAAUACCCCAUAAUGAAAAAGCGAAAACAGGUUUUUAGACAUUUUUGUUAAUUUAUAAAAAAUUAAAAACAGAAAAACCUUAUCUACAAACAGUUGAAGUCGGAAGUUUACAUACACUUAGGUUGGAGUCAGUAAAACUUGUUUUUCAAUCACUCCACACAUUUCUGGUUAACAAACUAUAGCUUUGGCAAGUCGGUUAGGACAUCUACUUUGUGCAUGACACAAGUCAUUUUUAUAACAAUUGUUUACAGACAGAUUAUUUCACUUAUAAUUCACUGUAUCACAAUUCCAGUGGGUCAGAAGUUUACAUACACUAAGUUGACUGUGCCUUUAAACAGCUUGGAAAAUUCCAGAAAAUUAUGUCAUGGCUGUAGAAGCUUCUGAUAGGCUAAUUGACAUAAUUUGAGUCAAUUGGAGGUGUACCUGUAGAUGUAUUUCAAGGCCUACCUUCAAACUCAGUGCUUCUUUGUUUGACAUCAUGGGAAAAUCAAAAGAAAUCAGCCAAGACCUCAGAAAAAAUAUUGUAGACCUCUACAAGUCUGGUUCAUCCUUGGGAGAAAUUUCCAAACGCCUGAAGGUACCACGUUCAGCUGUACAAACAAUAGUACGCAAGUAUAAACCCCAUGGGACCACGCAGCCGUCAUACCGCUCAGGAAGGAGACGCAUUCUGUCUCCUAGAGAUGAACGUGCUUUGGUGCGAAAAGUGCAAAUCAAUCCCAGAACAACAGCAAAGGACCUUGUGAAGAUGCUGGAGGAAACAGGUACAAAAGUAUCUAUAUCCACAGUAAAACGAGUCCUAUAUCGACAUAACCUGAAAGGCCGCUCAGCAAGAAAGAAGCCACUGCUCCAAAACCGCCAUAAAAAAGCCAGACUACGGUUUGCAACUACACAUAGGGACAAAGAUUGUACUUUUUGGAGAAAUGUCCUCUGGUCUGAUGAAACAAAAAUAGAACUGUUUGACCAUAAUGACCAUCGUUAUGUUUGGAGGAAAAAGGGGGUUGCUUGCAAGCCGAAGAACACCAUCCCAACCGUGAAGCAGCAUCAUGCUGUGGGGGUGCUUUGCUGCAGGAGGGACUGGUGCACUUCACAAAAUAGAUGGAGUGGCCAUCACAAAACCCCGACCUCAAUCCUAUAGAAAUGUGUGGGCAGAACUGAAAAAGCGUGUGCGAGCAAGGAGGCCUACAAACCUGAUUCAGUUACACCAGCUCUGUCAGGAGGAAUGGGCCAAAAUUCACCCAAAUUAUUGUGGGAAGCCUACCCGAAACGUUUGACACAAGUUAAACAAUUUAAAGGCAAUGUUACCAAAUACUAAUUGAGUGUAUGUAAACUUCUGACCCACUGGGAAUGUGAUGAAGGAAAUAAAAGCUUAAAUAAAUCAUUCUCUCUACUAUUAUUCUGACAUUUCACAUUCUUAAAAUAAAGUGGUUAUCCUAACUGACCUAAAACAGGGCAUUUUUGCUAGGAUUAAAUGUCAGGAAUUGUGAAAAACUGAGUUUAAAUGUAUUUGGCUAAGGUGUAUGUAAACUUCUGACUUCAACUGUAAGUAUUCAUACCCUUUGCUAUGAGACUCGAAAUUGAGCUCAGGUUCAUCCUGUUUCCAUUGACCAUCCUUGAAAUGUUUCUACAACUUGAUUGGAGUCUAACUGUGGUAAAUUCAAUUGAUUGGACAUAAUUUGGAAAGGCACACACCUGUCAUGUAUAAAAGGUCCCACAGUUGACAGUGCAUGUCAGAGCAAAAACCAAGACAUAAGGACAAAUUAAUUGUUCGUAGAGAUCUGAGACAGGAUUGUGUCGAGGCACAGAUCUGGGGAAGGGUAUCAAACAUUUUUUGCAGCAUUGAAGGUCCCCAAGAACACAGUGGCCUCCAUCAUUCUUAAAUGGAAGAAGUUUGGAACCACCAACACUCUUCCUAGAGCUGGCCGCCCGGCCAAACUGAGCAAUCAGUUCCCAUGUAGAGAUGGGAGAACUUUCCAGAAGGACACCCAUCUCUGCAGCACUCCACCAAUCAGGCCUUUAUGGUAGAGUGGCCAGACGGAAGCCACUCCUCAGUAAAAGGCACAUGAAAGCCCGCUUGGAGUUUGCCAAAAGGCACCUAAAGACUCUCAGACCAUGAGAAACAAGAUUCUCUGGUCUGAUGAAACCAAGAUUGAACUCUUUGGCCUGAAUGCCAAGCGUCAUGUCUGGAGGAAACCUGGCACCAUCCCUAUGGUGAACCAUGGUGGUGGCUGCAUCAUGCUGUUGUGAUGUUUUUCAGUGGCAGGGACUGGGAGACUAGUCAGGAUCGAGGGAAAGAUGAACGGAGCAAAUUACAUUGAGAUCCUUGAUGCUCCAGAGCGCUCAGGACCUCAGACUUGGGUGAAGGUUCACCUUCCAACAGGACAGCGACCCUAAGCACACAGCCAAGACAACACAGGAGUGGCUUCAUGACAAGUGUCUGAAUAUCCUUGAGUGGCCCAGCCAGAGCCUGGACUUGAACCCGAUCGAACAUCUCUGGAGAGACCUGAAAAUAGCUGUGCUGCGACGCUCCCCAUCCAGCCUGACAGAGCUUGAGAGGAUCUGCAGAGAAGAAUGGGAGAAACUCCCCAAAUACAGGUGUGCCAAGCUUGUUGCGUCAUACCCAAGAAGACUCGAGGCUGUAAUCGCUGCCAAAGGUGCUUCAACAAAAUACUGAGUAAAAGGUCUGAAUACUUAUUUUAAUGCGAUAUUUCAGUUUUUAAUUUUGUAUACAUUUGCAAAAUGUUCUAAAAACCAGUUUUUGCUUUGUCAUUAUGGGGUAUUGUGUGUAGAUUGAUGAGGGGAAGAAACAGUUCAAUCCAUUUUAGAAUAAGCCUGUAACGUAACAAAAUGUGGGAAAAGUCAAGGGAUCUGAAUACUUUCCGAAUGAACUGUAAAUGUUCAGUGUGUCGAUCUGCAUGUGUUUGUAAAGGUGUGUGUCUCAUCCCUAUCUCUCCCAUCCCUCUGAAGCAUAGCUGUGUUUGUGUUGGUGUACCAAUCUGUACUUGUCUGAUUCUCCAGGAUUAGUACAGAAUUAUUAAUUAAUGUUUCUCUUCACACUUUGAUGUCUGGACAUGGGUUACUGGAGGGUCAAUAAAAUAGAAGUUCUGUUGGCUACACUCCAAUGGAGAAAUGUUCUAUUCAAUUGACAGGAGUAUUGAGUCUGACUCAAAGUCUGACUUAGCUAAACCCUAAGUCUGUCUUAACUGAAUAUGGUUUGUUUUUCAGCCUCAGGUUCCAUACCAUAGUCCACACUUGUUCCACUAAGUCAGUUUAUUAUGACACCUCCUGACAGUGAUACUGUUUCUUUGCAAUAUCAUGUACACGUUUAACAUGGUGCUAUUACAUUUAAGCAAUAAGGCACCUCGGUGGUUACAUUUACAUUUACAUUUUAGUCAUUUAGCAGACGCUCUUAUCCAGAGCGACUUACAGUUAGUGAGUGCAUACAUACUUUUUUAUUUUUCAUACCGCCAUGGGAAUCGAACCCACAACCCUGGCGUUGCAAACGCCAUGCUCUACCAACUGUGGUAUAUGGCCAAUAUACCCCGGCUAAGGGCUGUUUCUAGGCACGACGCAACGUGGUAUAUUGGUCAUAUACCACAAACCAAGGAGGUGCCUAAUUGCUGUUAUAAACUGGUUACCAACGUAAUUAGAGCAGUAAAAAUACAUGUUUUGUCAUACCCGUGGUAGAUGGUCUGAUAUACCACGGCUGUCAGCCAAUCAGCAUUCAGGGAACGAACCACCCAGUUUAUAAAACACAUUUGAAUAAUUUAGUAGACACUUUUAUCCAGAGUGACUUACAGAUAGUGCAUUCAUCUUAAGACAGCUAGGCAAGACAUCCACAUCACAGUCAUAGUAAGUAGACCUUUUCCUAAAUAAAGCAGCUAUCAGUUAAGUGUAAAGAAAGGCUAGUACAACUGUUGUAUUUUUUUUACCCUGUUUGUCUUAGUUGGGUCAGAUCCUGAGAAGUCCUUUCAUGAAGUUUGUGGCCCACGCCGUGUCCUUCACCAUCUUCCUGGGCCUGCUGGUCAUCAACGCCUCAGACCGCUUCGAGGGGGUCCAGAACCUGCCCAACGAGACCAUCACUGACCACCCUCGUCAGGUGUUCCGGGUCAAGACCACUCAGUUCUCCUGGACUGAGAUGCUCAUCAUGAAAUGGGUGCUGGGUGAGUAGGGGUGAGGGAGAGAAGGGGAUAGAGGCAAGAGGGGAGGAAAUGAGGGAGGUCAGAGGAAGAAUGAGAGGGGAUGGAUUAAGAGAGAGAAAGAAGGAAAGGAUGGUGGAUGGAGAGAAAUAAAUAGGAAGAGAGGGAAAGAGAGAGAGGGAGACAGGUACCCACACACAAGAUCAAUCAUUACAUAAACAUCAGCUAGUUUCUCUGUCCCUUCUCUCUCUCUCUCUCUCUCUCUCUCUCUCUUUCUCAAUCUCUCUCUCUCUCAGGUAUGAUCUGGUCGGAGGUCAAGGAGAUCUGGGUGGACGGUCCUAGAGAGUACGUGAAUCACCUGUGGAACGUGUUAGACUUCGGCAUGUUGUCUAUCUUCGUAGCAUCGUUCACCGCUCGGCUCAUGGCCUUCCUCAAGGCCUCCAAGGCCCAGCUGUACGUAGACCAGUUUGUGACCAACGAAGACAUCCGCAACGCAUCCCUACCUACUGAGGUAGCCUACUACACCUAUGGUGCGUGGAAAUAUACAGUUGGCAUUCUCAUUUUCUACCCUUCUACGAGGGUCUACAUUAGCCACUGUGGACUAGUGCCCACAGUACACUGCUCAAGGUCCCUAAUCACUGCCGUCAUCUUCUGGUGUGAGGUUGUUAUGACAACGGCUGUUUACAGUAAGCUGCUAUGCAGUCUGCAUACACACGCAUAUGCUACCCUCCCCACUAUUUACACAUAAACACUUUGAAACAGCCAACACACAAUGACGCACUCAGUCACACACCCCAAAGCCCUGGUAGUUGUCUGUAUACGUCUGUGUUUAUCUCUCCUGGUGGUUUUGAAAUGAGGAAGUAUUUUUCAAAGAAUAAAAACAAAGUGCUUAUGCGUAAACAAAGCCUUUGUAUUGAACCACUCUGGUGCUAUAAGUUGUCCAAUAUUCCCUUAAGAGUUUAUUCUCCCCCAUCUUCAAACAACUCCUAAUGAGAGGACGCAGCUCAUUGGUGCUUCAUUUAUCCUUUCAUUUGUCCUUUCAUUUGUCCAUUCAUUUGUCCAUUCAUUAUUCCUUUCAUUUGUCCUUUUCAGAAUCUCUUCUACUCUUUGUUUCUAUCUUCUCUCAUCUCUCACACUCUCUCUCACUUUCUCUCUCUUCUCUGGCUACUUCUUCACCAUCCUCUCUCUCUCUCUCUCACUUUCUCUCUCUUCUCUGGCUACUUCUUCACCAUCCUCUCUCUCUCACACUUUCUCUCUCUUCUCUGGCUACUUCUUCACCAUCCUCUCUCACUUUCUCUCUCUUCUCUGGCUACUUCUUCACCAUCCUCUCUCUCAUGUUUUCUCCCUCCUGUUCGUCUCUCUGUUUCUCAUUCAUGUUUUGCUUUCUCUUUUCUUCUCUCACUCUCUAUAUCUCUCUCUCCCUGUCCCUCUAAUCCAUGCAUCUCCAUCCAUUUUUCUCUCUCCCUUAUCCCUUCUCCUUUCACCUACCUUUAAAUUACAUUCACUUUCAACUAUCUCUCUCCCAACAAGAUCUCAUAGCUUCCCUUAGAAAUGUGAUGUAUUAUGAAUGAACGUUUAUUUUUGCCGCAUUAAUUCCACGUGUUUACAGGGUUAAUUCCACAUGGUUACAGGGUUAAAACAGAAACAACUCAAAGUUGAACAGUUUAAGCAUUAAUUCCGAGGGGUUAAGGUUAGGGCUAUUGUUUAGGGAUGGCUUAGUACAAAGUAAUUAAAAAUGACACACUAUUACUAUCAGGUAUCAUCAGUAUUCUUAGUAUUCUCGUGGCUUGCCAGAUCAUUGUGAACUGCCGUAGCGCUGUGGUCUGAGCAGCACUCUUCGGCGCCGAGGAUCAUGAGUUUGCACGUCCGAAAUUGAAGUCUGUUUCUACUGAUCAGGCUCCUCUCUCCCUCCCCCUCCCCUCCCUCUCUCAGCCAGGAAUAAGUGGCGUCCGUCGGACCCCCAGAUAAUCUCAGAGGGUCUGUAUGCCAUCGCUGUGGUGUUAAGUUUCUCCCGCAUCGCCUACAUCCUGCCGGCCAACGAGAGCUUUGGCCCGCUCCAGAUCUCCCUGGGCCGGACGGUGAAGGACAUCUUUAAGUUCAUGGUCAUCUUCAUCAUGGUGUUCGUGGCCUUCAUGAUCGGCAUGUUCAACCUCUACUCCUACUACCUGGGAGCCAAGUACAACCCUGCCUUCACCACGUGAGUGGGACCACACACACAGGAACACACACACACACACACACAUGCAUGUUCAACCUCUACUCCUACUACCUAGGAGCCAAGUACAACCCUAGCUUCUCCACUUCACACUGACAUACUGUUCACAUACACUCUCCACCGUAUUAGCGUGUAGAGAGAAACUCAGCCUUACUUUCUUUUGGCCAAACAUUUAGGAAAGACACUAGACGAAUCCCUAAAGGUCACCUUUCUUUCAAAGCUCUCUUCUGAAAGAACAGGUGAAAGCAGUGUCUGGCUACAUCUCUGUCCAGUUUAUUAGUAGAAAUCCACCAUAAUGUUUUCUGGAAUCUUGCUAGUCCUUUCACAUCAGUGAUGACAGGCUAAAUUCAAUGUCUGUCUGUUGUUUUUAGCAACGUCGCAAAGGGAUGUCAAUAAUCUUUAUCCUGAGGCAGGCUCAUUUAGGAACCAUUUGUCAUCAUUUAUCUUAGAGAGAGAAGGCACACUCAUUCAGACACUGUCAGUUAUCUUCCCUUCUCUCCUCUCCUAUCUCCUCUCCUGUGUCAUAUGACUCAGACUGAAACUUUCCACUCAAUCAUCUUUUAGUCACUUUGCUAAUGGGUUUUGAGACCAGUCUGCCUGUCAGUCAGUCUGUCGGUCAGUCAGUCUGUCCAUCUGUCAGUCAGUCUGUUUUAAGUUGUGAGUUAGAGAACUCCUCUGUUCUGUCCGUCUGUGUGUAGUGAAGUAGAACCGUAGAGAACCGUGGCAUCUGGGAUGGGUUCUGCGUGGCUGAUCACAUAGAACCACCAGUCUGCUGAGGCGGUACUGGUAUAAAAGCUCUUAGGCUGACUCAUCACUUCUACUCCCCCACAGCGGAUACUCAGUGUCAGGGCUCUAUUUUGGACUCUAAGGCCCGAUUAGUUACAACAGUGUUGUAACUGUUUAUGUUUUUCUACCCAUACACAAGUUAGAUCAGUCUGGAAUAAGAAAGCUUGACGUUGCCUUGAAACAUAGUUGGGAUUUGUCUCUGAUAUUUUUCCACAAAUAUUUUUCCUGCUUGAAUUGCUAGUGUUGUGAGCUGUUAUGAGUGAAUUAUUCUAUUGAAAAGUUGUCACUCAUGCCACAAGGGGUCAGUAUGACUGCAAUUCUGACUCAGCUUGCAUCAGAAAAAGCCAGUAACAGUUGAGUGUGUCUGUAUUUGAAGGUGUUGACAUACAUUCCAUCAAUCAUUUCUAUGCUGCUGUAUGACUAAGGUUUGUGUGUGUGUUUGUGUGUGUGUGUGUGUGUGUGUGUGUGUGUGUGUGUGUGUGUGUGUGUGUGUGUGUGUGUGUGUGUGCAUACGUGUGUGUGUCUGUUAUCGCUCUGUGUGAUUGAGUAUAGUUGACAAGGCAGGUUUUGAUGGAGGAUGGUAGCGAGGGCUGGUUUGAUGGCUCUGGUGGUGAUGGAGGCAGGUGGCAGUGAUAAUGAUACCCCAGGAGGAGGCAUGCUUAGUGGGUGCCAGGGAGAGGGUGAAGGGGGGUCUCUGGAGGCUGGCUAAAUGGUUUAGACUGUUGAGCUGGAGAAAGUUUAAUGAAAAAUGUAGGCCCUUAUGGCUAUUACUCUGGCCUUCAGAAACAAACUCACUCACUGACUCACUCAGUCUCUCUCUCUCUCUCUCAAACACACACACACACUGCAGGUUAUGAGGAUUUUCAGCUAGGCACCUCUGGAGAAGCAGUAGGCCUGUCUCUAUGUUCUAGUCAGCCAUGCGUGACAAAUGCUGCACAGACUGAUGAAGGCUAGAGGAGGAAGAGGAAAGGAGGAAUGAGUAUGGAGUGGAGAGAGGGGAUAGAGAGACUAUAGAGAGAGAAGAAGAGAGGGAGAAGGAGAGACUAGAGGGAGAUGGAGAGACUAGAUGGAAAGGAAGACUAGUAGGGAAAGGAGACUGAAGGGAAGGAGAGACUAGAGGGAGAAGGAGAGACUAGAAGGAGAAGGAGAGACUAGAGGGACUAGAGAGAGAACUAGAGGAGAAGGAGAGACUAGAGGGAGAAGGAGAGUCUAGAGGGAGAAGGAGAGACUAGAUGAUAGAGAUAUAAGGAGAAGGGAGACAGAGAAAGGAGAGACAGAGGGAAAGGAGACUAGAGGGAAGAGAAGGAUAGAGUAGAGAUGAUAGAGGAGAAGGAGAGACUAAGGAGAAGGAGACUAAGGGAUAAGAGAACUAAGAGAAGUAGAGUAAGAGAGACUAAGGUAAAGGAGAGACUAGAAGGAGAAGGAGAGACUAGAGGGAGAAGGAGAGACUAGAAGGAGAGAGAGACUAAGGGAUAGAGACUAAGGAAGAGAUUAGAGGGAAGAGUACUAGAGGGAAAGGAGAGACUAGGGGAGAAGGUAGAGACUAGAGGAGAUAGGUAACUAGAGGGAGAAGGAGAUACUAAGGGAGAAGGAGGAGUUAGAGGGGAAAGAUAGAGGAUAAGGAUGAAGAUGAAAGAAUAUGGAGAAGGGGAAACUAAGGAUAAAAGGAUAUACUAGAGGAAAGGAGAGUCUAGAGGGAGAAGGAGAGACUAGAGGGAGAAGGAUAGAGGGAGAAGGAGAGACUAGAAGGAGAGACUAGAGGGAGAAAGAGAGCAGCAGAGGAGUAUUCUUGGCUGGCCUGUUUGUGUGGGCUCAGUGAGGGAAACAGGCCAGAGCCACAGACAUGGGAGGAGAGGAGAGGAGAGGAGAGAGAGGAAAUGAAAGAGGGAGAGGAAGAAAGAGAGAGACAUACAGAUGCUUGUAUCCUAAUUUGACCGAGUUUAUCAAAGCAGGAAAAUAAUCCUGCAGCAAUAGGAAAUGUGAAUUAUUAUGUGGAUUAUAAUUCAUGGACAUCUGUAGGGGCUGAUAAUUUUUUUGUUAGGACAAAUCAAUUUUAAAGUGAAAAUGACACAUUUUAGAAGCUUUUUAAAACCUCGAAAACACUACAAGUUUGCAUUUCCUACUGUGCAGGAAAAUUCCUGCAACAACAGGAUGAUCAAAUCAAGAUAUGCAUCUGUGCACAGACAUGGAGGAAAAUAUGAAUGAGCGAGAGCGCAAAACCAAAAAACUGUGAGAUAUUAUCAUGUUUUGUGAUGGAGAGAGGCAGAGUGAAGAGUGGAGAGAUAAAGAGAUGAGAAUGAUAUAGAGAGAGGUGAAUAAGAUGGAGACGUAAAUAGGGCUGGUGGUACGGAAUCCAGUUUCGUGUGGGCUAGAAAGGGACAUACGUCAAGCUAAGGCCAUAUACAAAAAUAACAUGAGUGAGAGAAGGAAAAAAGGAGAGAGCGACUGAGAGGUUGAGAGAUGGCAGGGAGAGUUUGAGAGUGAUACAGAGGUUGAGAGAUGGCAGGGAGAGUUUGAGAGUGAUAUAUAGGUUGAGAGAUGGCAGGGAGAGUUUGAGAGUGAUAUAGAGGUUGAGAGAUGGCAGGGAGAGUUUGAGAGUGAUAUAUAGGUUGAGAGAUGGCAGGGAGAGUUUGAGAGUUGAUACAAGAGGUUGAGAAUGGCAGGGAGAGUUUGAGAGUGAUAUAUAGGUUGAGAGAUGGCAGGGAGAGUUUGAGAGUGAUAUAUAGGUUUGAGAGAUGGCAGGGAGAGUUUGAGAGUGAUAUAGAGGUUGAGAGAUGACAGGGAGAGUUUGAGAGUUGAUGAUAUAGUGUUGAGAGAUGGCAGGGAGAGUUUGAGAGUGAUCAAGGGUUUAAAUGGCAGGGAAGUUUGAGAGUGAUAUAGAGGUUGAGAGAUGGCAGGGAGAGUUUGAGAGUGAUAUAUAGGUUGAGAAAGAGAGGGAUCUGAGUGAAGGGGAGUGGUUAUUAACUCCUAUGGAUAUGUGAUUGCGGAUGUGUCAUUAUCAGUCAUGCCAGUCAAGAACAUAAUAAUUUCAAUGAGAGAGAGAGAGAGAGAGAGAAAGAGGAGAGGAGAGAGAGAUAGAAGAACUACUAUGAAGAAAAGAGAGAAAAUUGAGAGAUAGAGAUAAUUUUUCGUUUUACUCCUGAUAUAGCCCAUAGAAGUCUCUUUCCCCACUUAAAAUGUAUCCCUAAAAAAAAUUUAAAAAAGGGAAAAAAAGUUAGAUAACGAGAAACCCAACCUACUUUUGUUCAUGUGUCUCCUGAGGGAGCAGAGGAGCAGGGUUCGGACUGCUCACACACGGUAGAGGUGAGUCACCACACCAGUGUUCUUUUUUGUGUGUGUGUGCACGCCUGUGUGUGUUCUUUUGUGCAUGCUUGCGUGCAUAUGUGUUUGUGACAGCUCAUAUCCUGACAGCCUGUCCUAGGGUGGUUGGAGAACAGUGGGGAGAGAAGACACUACUAGCCUGUUACUGGUGUCUUGUAUUCCUCCCACCCUCCUUCCUGUCAGUGAGGUGUUCUCCUGAGGGUCUCCUGAAGGCCUGCUGUGUCUCUGAAGGCACCUGCUGUGACCAGCCGUUAGGGAACUAGACAGAAGUGUUUAAUGACGGAUCCCCACCCGGUGCCCACAUCCACUGAGCUGCUCUCUGUGUGAAUAGGAAGCGUAGUGGGAUGCGGCGACUGACCGAAUUGUUCACAGUGGGUGAUGAGAGGUUAGACAGAGAAAUCAUCAAGAGAGAACACUACUGUAUAUCUCUGCAGACGAGUGGGGAUGUCAGUGUUUCUGUCAUAAACUUCUAUUAGCAAUUCAUUUAUAUCCCUUUCCCUGCCUAAUAAUAUGUAAAUCCAUUUCUAUCCAUUUCCCUGCCUAAUAAUAUGUAAAUCCUUUGCUAUCCAUUUCGCUGCCUAAUAAUAUGUAAAUCCAUUCUAACCAUUUCGCUGCCUAAUAAUAUGUAAAUCCAUUCUAACCAUUUCCCUGCCUAAUAAUAUGUAAAUCCAUUCUAUCCAUUUCCCUGCCUAAUAAUAUGUAAAUCCAUUCUAUCCAUUUCCCUGCCUAAUAAUAUGUAAAUCCAUUUCUAACCAUUUCCCUGCUUAAUAAUAUGUAAAUCCAUUUCUAACCAUUUCCCUGCCUAAUAAUAUUUAAAUCCAUUUCCCUGCCUAAUAAUAUGUCAAUCCAUUUCUAAAUAGAGUCGUGGGUAUUGACAAGGACGUUAGUGAUGGGUUGAGUAUCACGCCUUCAUACGGACGUUUGUCAUGUGACCCCUGGGUCAGAGGAACUUGAAAUCAAUAAACAUUCACAGGGAUCAAUGCAUGGCCUGUCAUAUGGUGAUAUGAAUACUGUUCCACAUGAGAACGCUGUCCUUCUAGAGAGAUAAUAUCCUGUGCGUACUGGGUCCUGCAGUAUAUUGAGAUGAUACUGGAGAUAUUGCUAAGUGAUGAGAGAUGUUUGGCUUGACGCUUAUUGUAUAACUACACAGUUUAUUUGCAUCUCAUGGGACAGAGAGAUAGGAGAGAGCGAGAGCGAGCGCAGCAGAGAGAGAGAGCGAAGAUAGAGAGCAGAGAGAGAGGAGAGAUGAUAUAGAGGAGCGAGAGCGAUAGAUUCCGAGAGAUAGGAAGACGAGAUAGCCGAGAUUAGAGAUAUGACUAGCUCUCAGUCUCUACUUAUCAAUGUCUGUGUUCUUGGAAGUUAAGAAGUGUUUUCCUGUCUUCUCGGGAAAGAUAAGAAGUUCACUCUGAGGAGAUACCAGUAAACUUCACUGCUGAGGACGUGUGGUUGUGUGUGUGUGCUCUCAGCUCUGAAAGAGGAAAGGACACACACAGGCCUUCAGUCAACAUCUCUCCUCCCUUCCUCCAGCUCUGCCACUUAUUGAAUAUGUAUUUACAGAACUGAGGCCAAAUGUCUGUGUUCUUUAGGCUCAGUGGUUGUUUUGCUUGUUCAAAAGCCCCUCAGCCAGAGAGUUAGCUAGAGCACUGUGGCUAAAAGCAGGACUUGACUAGGCUGGGCUGGGCUGGGCUGGACUCAGCCUGAAUUCUGAGCUUAUAAAUUGCAGGAAUAUCCUCUUAGUGAUCUGUUCCAAAAUGUGAAAGGAGAAUUGGCCUUUAUUGAGCUGUCCUGGUGGGAGGAUAAUGUGUUAGAACUGGACAUGACUCAUCAGCUAAUUCAUCAGGGCCAGCUCAUAAACUCUAAUAAAAGAACAUCAUACUCUGGUUUAAAGACUCACCUGGUGUGUGUGUGUGUGUGUGUGUGUGUGUGUGUGUGUGUGUGUGUGUGUGUGUGUGUGUGUGUGUGUGCGCUUCCCCAGGGUGGAGGAGAGCUUUAAGACCCUGUUCUGGUCCAUCUUCGGUCUGUCGGAGGUGAUCUCUGUGGUCCUGAAGUAUGACCAUAAGUUCAUAGAGAACAUUGGUUAUGUGCUGUACGGGGUCUAUAACGUCACCAUGGUGGUGGUUCUACUCAACAUGCUCAUCGCUAUGAUCAAUAGCUCCUACCAGGAGAUAGAGGUCAGUCCUGUUAAUAACCCCUUCAUAUAGAGGUCAGUCCUGUUAAUAACCCCUUCAUAUAGAGGUCAGUCCUAUUAAUAACCCCUUCAUUUAGAGGUCAGUCUUAUUAAUAACCCCUUCAUAUAGAGGUCAGUCCUAUUAAAACCUCAUUCAUAUAGAGGUCAGUCCUAUUAAUAAUUAAUUCCUAUAGUGGUCAGUCCUAUUAAUAACUCAUUCAUAUAGAAGUCAGUCCUAUCAAGAACUCAUUCAUAUAGAGAUCAGUCCUAUUAAUAAUUAAUUCCUAUAGUGGUCAGUCCUAUUAAUAACUCAUUCAUAUAGAGGUCAGUCCUAUUAAUAACUCAUUCAUAUAGAGGUCAGUCCUAUUAAUAACUUAUUCAUCAGGAAUUAUUCAAUCUUGCAUGUAAAUGUGUAAUCCUAAUAGGGUCCUGUUAAUUUAGGACAUGUUUAUCCAAAGCAACGUACAGUAUAUUUAUUGUGAAAUAUUGUUAAUCCGACAUGCCUGUACAAUGCUGCAACCAAUAUGUGUGUGUUAACGUGUGUGCAUGCAUUUGUUUGUUUGUGUCCAUUUCUACACGUGUUUGUUUCCUCCAGACAGAUGCAGAUGUAGAGUGGAAGUUUGCCCGUGCCAAGCUGUGGAUGUCCUACUUUGACGAGGGCCGUACUCUCCCCGCUCCCUUCAACAUGGUGCCUUCUCCCAAGUCCUGGUACUACCUGGUCCUCCGCACCAAGGCCGGCCUCGUUCACCUCUGCAAUGCCAAGGGCCUUCGCCACGACAAUGAGCUGGAGAUGGGCAUGCUCAACUCACGACUGAAGGCCAGAGGGGAGAGGGCAAAGGUAAAAAGUCAAACCCUAAUUGUGUCAAUAGAUAUUGUAGAUGCUAGUAGGUGUUUGAUCUGAUACAAAGCUAUUUUCAUAAUAAGACGAUAAGACAUUUAAAAACAGUGUUUUGUUGUUUACCUUAUUGGAAUACCAGGUGAGAAUUUGAUCCUUGGUAAAGCUGUCUUGCCAAGGCACAGCUGAACCUCCAGGGAGGAAAGUUAGAAGAAGAGAUCAAAGUGACUUUGAAAGAGGGGUCUCAAAGUAGCAUAAGGGGUUUACAGUGUGUGUGUGUUUGUCCAUGUGUUUGUGUGUGUGUGUGUGUGUGUGUGUGUGUGUGUGUCUCAGUCACCAGAUCUCAACCCAAUUGAACACUUAUGGGAGAUUCUGGAGCAGUGCCUGAGACAGCGUUUUCCACCACCAUCAGCAAAGCACCGAAUUAUGGAAUUUCUCAUGGAAAAUUGUGUUGCAUCCUUCCAAUAGAGUUCCAGACACUUGUAGAAUCUAUGCCAAGGCGCAUUAAAGCUGUUCUGGCGGCUCGUGGUGGCUCAACGCCCUAUUAAGACACUUUGUGUUGGUGUUUCCUUUAUUUUGGCAGUUACAUGUUAUUCAAAUGCUUCAGGAUGUAUUUAGAACUGCCUUCAUGGGUAGAGAGAGACCCGAUGGCUUCACUAUGGAACAGAACUGAGCAGGAGGUGAGCAAUCGAUAUAUAGACUCACACUACACCUCUGGAAAAUGUGCAAAAUGUCAUGUGAGUUUGUGUGUGUGUGUGUCUUUGUAUGUGCGUGCAUUCAGGCAUGUGUGUGUCUGUGUGUGUGCGUGCGUGCGUGCAUGGGUUAGUGUGUGUGUGUCUGUCUGGGGUUUCAGGAGCCAUUGCAGUUUGGUGCCACGUCUUGUCUUGCCAUGCCACUGACAAUGCCAAACUUGGCAGCCUUUAGGAGCCCCAGAGCUGUGUGUGUGUGUCUGAGCGUAUCUCCUGCCAAAAUGAAAAUAAGGACUUGAAGGGCACUAAGUAAAGCUAAAAGAGGACAAUAAAACCAGGUCACUGUUAGUUAGCACAGCAGAGUUAGCACAGCAGAGUUAGCACAGCAGAGUUAGCACAGCAGUGUUAGCACAGUAGAGUUAGCACAGCAGAGUACAUCACAAUACACAUUAUUCCAAGAUCACAGGAAUCAUGUUUGCACCACAGGAUUAAAUAUAACAUAUAACUCAUGUUGUGUUUUUACAGGGCGAACGCUACAGGGCCCACGGUCGACCACGAGAGGAGUCCACUCUCAGAAAACCCAUCAAACACCCUACCAGAUACCAGGUAAAGAAAGAAAGAAAGAAAGAAAGAAAGAAAGAAAGAAAGAAAGAAAGAAAGAAAGAAAGAAAGAAAGAAAGACAGACAGACAGACAGACAGACAGACAGACAGACAGACAGACAGACAGACAGACAGACAGACAGACAGACAGACAGACAGACAGACAAAGAAAGAAAGUGGGUAAGGGGUGUAGGAGGGGAGGGUAAUAGGUGAGAAAACGUCAGAGGGGAAUACGGGGCACAGAAGGAAAGAGAACGAGAGAGCUAUGGAGAAAUAGACAGUCAGUGAGACGGAUGGAUGUUGAGACCGACUGCAUAUCGGUUUAACGUGGUACCGAGAAAUGGAGUGAAUGGAAGCAGGUAAUGGCCCAGUAAAGGAGUGGGGAGUGAGUGACUGAAUGGGGACAAUAGAUGGAAUGGAAUGAGGGAAGGUCUUUCUGUCCUCCACCUUUGCACUAUGGGAAAUCUUCUUUCUUCCUCGUGAGAGGUCAUUCUAUUGUGUCUCUCACACAUGAUAUUGCUUCUCUAUAAAAGCCUUUCUCCUGACACACACACACAAACACAUCAAUACACACACACACACACACUGCAUUUGGUAUGUCAGGCCAGCUUCUCACAGUGAGUGUGUAUGUAAUGCUCGCAGGGCUACAGGUAUUGACGGGUUCCCAGAGAGUAGGUCUUAAGGCGUCUGCAUGCAGUGGUGUAAAAGUAUUUAAGUAAAAAUACUUUAAACUACUACUUAAAUAGUUUUUGGGGGUAUCUGUACUUUACUUUACUAUUUAUAUUUGGGACAACUUUUACUUUUACUUCAUUACAUUCCUAUAGAAAAGGAUAUAAUUUUUACUCCAUACAUUUUCCCUGACACCCAAAAGUACUUGUUACAUUUUGAAUGCUUAGCAGGACAGGAAAAUUGUCAAAUGUACACACUUACCAAGAGAACAUCACUGGUCAUCCAUACUGGCUCUGAUCUGGCGGACUCACUAAACACAAAUGGUUUCUAAAUGAUUUGGAGUGUGCCCUUCGCUAUCCGUAAAUAAGAAAAAAUAGAAAAUUGUUUCUGUCUGGUUUGCUUAAUAUACUUUUACUUUUACUUUUGAUACUUCAGUAUAUUUGAAACCAAAUACUUUUACUUUUACUCAAGUCAUUUUUACUGGGUGACUUUCACUUUUACUUGAGUUAUUUUCUAUUAAGGUAUCUUUACUUUUACUCAAGUAUGACAAUUGGGUACUUUUUCCACCACUGCUUCAAGGUUAUUAUAGUUUUGUGUUUUUAUAUUAGUUUUAUUUAGUAUAGCUGUAUACAAAUAUUUAUAUUUCGUUUUUAUAUUAUUUAAUUUCAGUUUUAGUUUUAGUGUUUGGGACAGAAAGUGUGAGAGGCUAGGUGCCAUUUGUGUGGUAUAGUUUUGUGUGUUUUUUUUAAUUUUUCUUCUUCCAACUGGGGGCAGUAAUACAUAAGGUGAUGAGUCAGGUCAUAGGUUAGGUUAGGCCUUCUCAUGACACCAAUGCUACGUCGGAGUCAUUCCACAUCCAUUUUGAUUGGCUGGUAAUUUGGUCAAGAAAACAAUUGAUCUGUCUAGAAACAAUUUAUCCGUUAUUGCGAUAUGGUUUUGGAAACCUUGAACACUCAACUUAAUUAUCAUCCCAAAAUAACUUUACAAAAGAUACACUAACUGUUUUACCACAGAUUUCCACAGAGGUUUUUGUGUAACACAGCUUUGAGCUGAUCGUUUUUUUUUGUUCCCUCCCGAGUUUCUAUUAGCUCAGGAAGUGCCAUGCUAAACCUCCGUUGGAAUCUUUGAGAUAAACACGCAUACUAAGUGUAUCUUUUGUAUUUGUAAAGUUAUUUUUGGGUGAUAAUUAAGUUGAGUGUUCAAGGUUCAUAUGAAAGUAGAAUUCCGGGGGUUUCCAAAAGUGUAUUGCCUGUGGUAAUUAUUAACUUGUAGAUAAAGUGUCGGUAUAGUUGCCCUGCUGUGGUCAAUUGUUCCAAAUAAGAACCCUAUGGCUGUAUGGGUUCUCAGGCUAAGGUUAGGUUAUGUUUAAAUUAUCAAAUCAAUCUCGAUGUGACUUGGAUUUAAAAGGAAUAGCGCCAAGACUGGUGCAAAAAAUAUGGUGGAAGGAAACUCUCUCUCGCCAAUGUUUACACCAAUCCAAUGCUUUUUAUCUUUAGCAGGUUUUUUUCCCUGUUAGCUAAUGAUAGCUAAUGAUAGCUAAUGAUAGCUAAUGAUAGCUAAUGAUAGCUAAUGAUAGCUAAUGAUAGCUAAUGAUAGCUAAUGAUAGCUAAUGAUAGUGAUGAACAAGCGAGGCAUUUUUGAAACAUCACCAUCUCCUGGCCACAUUACCCACCACAUUCAGGAGCUUGAAAACCCCAUUAGAGUUUUGCCCAAAGAAAAAAAAUAUAUAAAAAUAACAUAAUUCGUAAUGGGUUUUUAUUUUAUUUUAGUUCAUUUUGGGGUCAAAGAUAAUAGUUUAAGUAUAGUUUUAGUUUUUCAAACGGGUUUGUUAAUUAUUUUAUUUCCAUUUGCUGAGCAGUUUUUUCAUGAUUAGUUUUAGUUUCAGUUUUAGUUUACUAUAAUAACCGUGGUGUGCUUAAACAUUACUUUCAGCUUUCAUAACUCCAACUCUCUCCUCUCCGCCUCUACUCUCCCUUUCAUAUUUUCUCACCUCUCUGCACUCUCCUCCCAUCCUCCUCUCCCCUCAUCCAUCUCUCCUCUUUGUCAUACUGCAGAAGAUCAUGAAGCGUCUCAUUAAGCGUUAUGUUCUGAAGGCUCAGGUUGACAGAGAGAAUGAUGACGUCAAUGAAGGUGAAGAUCUAAUCUCCUUUAAUGUCAACUUUAUGUACCUCACCAGAUUCUGCCUGACUGGGUUGGUGUUGUCAGUGUGA
This is a messenger RNA of Coregonus sp. 'balchen', 28472 nucleotides long. The record is from the annotation of a GenBank genome assembly. Lineage: Eukaryota; Metazoa; Chordata; Actinopteri; Salmoniformes; Salmonidae.